AUGUCAAUUCAGGCCCAGAAGCUGGCAGAAGAGCUUUACGCCAAAGAUCCAAAAAACUACCCUGAUGACAACCAAAAACCCGACAUGACGAUUGCAAUCACUCCUUUCGAAGGUCUCUGCGGCUUUCGACCCCUCAAAGAGAUCGCCCAUUUCCUGAACACCGUCCCACCGCUGAAAGCAUUAGUUGGCGAGGACCACUCAAAUGAACUCAUCACUACUGCCGAAACGGCCUCCUCCGACGUCAAGACCUCAAGGUCCUCUCUCCGUACCUCUCGCAUGAAGCAACCGGAAUAUGCCGUCGCCCAAAUGUCCAAAGAACUGCUGUCUCUCGUUGCCGGCGGGAAAAUCACCCCCGGCUCCUCGGUUAACACGGCUGCGACACUCUGCGAACUUUUCCAACGCUGCAAUUUCCGAUAUUUCAUUUCUUGCGGACAUAAGGCGUGUGGUGGACUCAAGUGGAUUCCCACUUAG
Molecule: messenger RNA, 471 nt
Organism: Coniosporium apollinis CBS 100218
Lineage: Eukaryota; Fungi; Ascomycota; Dothideomycetes
Product: phosphomannose isomerase type I
Exons: 1
Coding region: 1-471 (156 amino acids)
Biological process (GO): GDP-mannose biosynthetic process
Cellular component (GO): cytosol
Molecular function (GO): zinc ion binding; mannose-6-phosphate isomerase activity
Source: RefSeq, a predicted model, not a curated record